AUGAAUAAUUUGAAAAUAAUGGUAACAAGUUUGAGAAGAAUUCUAUUGAAAAUAUAUAGAAGAUGUUUGAGGGAAAGAGUUUUGGUGAUGCCUAGCGUUUGGAUUGGCAUGGAGGAUGUACUUCUUAUUCGAAAGAGCACUGGGGAAACAUUUACCCUCGAAACCGGAUAA
Molecule: messenger RNA, 171 nt
Organism: Pediculus humanus corporis (human body louse)
Lineage: Eukaryota; Metazoa; Arthropoda; Insecta; Psocodea; Pediculidae
Exons: 2
Coding region: 1-171 (56 amino acids)
Source: RefSeq, a predicted model, not a curated record